AUGAUCAACAUUGGCACUUCCCCGUGGGAUCGCUCAUCGGCACUCAUUCAUGUCCACGCCGGCACUCACCCCGGCACCUCUCUUCAGACCCACCCCGGGACACUCACCCGGCACUCUCCUCGCGACCCACUCUGGUACUCUCCUCCUGACCCACCCCGGCAAUCACCCCGGCACUCUCCUCCUGACCCACCCCACCACUCACCCCGGCACUCUCCUCACGAUCCACCAUGGCACUCUCCUCCUGACCCAUCCCGGCACUCUCCUCAUGACCCACCCAGGCACUCUCCUCAUGACCCACCCUGGCACUCACCCCGGCACUCUCCUCAUGAUCCACCCUGGCACUCUCCUCAUGACCCACCCCGGCACUCUCCUUAUGCCCCACCCCGGCACUCGCUCCGGCACUCUCCUCAUGACCCACCCCGGCACUUACCCCGGCACUCUCCUCAAGACCCAUCUCAACAAUCUCCUCAUGACCCACAGCAAUUCUCACCACAAGACCCACUCAGGCACCCACCUCAAGACCCACCCAGGAACCCACCACUGGAUCAACGUCAGUUCUUCCUCUACAAACCACCCCGACGACCAUCUCACAACCCACCUCAUCUCUCACCGCUCGACCCACCUCGUCUCUCACCGCUCGACCCACCUCGUCUCUCACCGCUUGACCCACCUCGUCUCUCUCCACUCGACCCACCUCGUCUCUCUCCACUCGACCCACCUCGAGUUUCACCGCUGGACGUGGCACCCUGGCACUCCCCAGCAGACGACCCUGCUCUCCCUUCCAACCCCACCUCCAACCCCACCUCAUCAGACCCCACCUCCCGUACCACCUCACCAAACCCCAACACCAAGCACACUUCGCCAGACCCCGCCCCGCCAGACCCCGCCCCGCCAGACCCCGCCCAGCCAGACCCCACCACCUACAAGAGUGCCAAUUCAGCGUACUCAAAAUUUUCACGACGUGGCACUGACUUGUCUGUCACUCAGGUUAAAUUGCAAGAAACUUACAUCAAUGUGGUGGCACUAGAGGAGAGAGAAGAGGAGAAACAGCUGUCUGAGGCUUGGAAGAGAAAGAGGAGACGGUCUUUAGACCGGUCACUAGAUCGGUCUGUGCCAGAGUACCUUAAAUCUGCUCCCAUAAAGAGAAUCUCACAUCCUCUGGAGCAGAGUUUUCUUGUGUCUUUCUUGGUGUCUGUGACCUCUGUUGUGCUCACUUGCGUCAUCAGUGUGCCUCUCAGCCUGGCACUCUUACUGGCACUACCUGUGGGGUUGCUAGUGAAGGCCCUGGCGGCUCUGUGCAGGGUGCCCAGGACCAGGAGCUGCGUCACUGCAUGCCACAGUGACUAUGUGUCAGCACAUGAUGCACAGUUCUUGCUGGAGGAUGCUGGUCAAGAUUCAGUCAUUCACAGCAUCCUCAUCAUUGACGCAUCCAUCAACCUCAAACGAAUCAAACAGCUGCUAGCCACGCGGGUAGUGGACGCCAAAAACGGGUCGGGGAGUCUCAUGUACCCACGCCUCACCCAGACCAUCAUGCAGAUGCCUGCCGGACCUGCCUGGGUUCAAGACCACAACUUUAACCUGCACAAUCACGUGGUCUCUGGACCUAGCAUCAGCACUGAAGAGGGUCUUCAAAGGUACGUCAGUGCCCUGCUGUCGCAGCCACUUCCACUCGCACGUCCACUCUGGCAGAUGGUGGUGCUACACGACUAUGGUCGCAGCAGGGACACAGUGCUAGUGUGCCGCCUACACCAGUCUAUAUCUGAUGGCAUGUCCCUGGUCAGGGUCCUAUGCCACUCACUCUCAGACAAUCAGAUAAUGCACAUACCUCAGAAACCUCACUUCGGUGGCACUACGUAUGGCAUGAACCUUUUUAAGGCCCUCUUAGUGGGGCCCUUGACGGCCCUCAAGUGGCUCUGGUGGUGGGGGCCCGAGAUCAACCUCCUGACUGUGCGGCGCGGGACAACGGUGCCACCGGCAAGACAUCCCAAGAGCACCAAAUCUUGCUGUGGGUGCCACAGGGAGGUGGGAGUCAGUAGGUCGAGUGAGAGUGGGGCCUAUACGGUGUGGGGGGGUGGGGAGGGGAGAGGGGAGGGCCAGGUAGUGGUGUGGUCAGCAGCAGUGCCACUGAGCAGAGUGGCACGCAUCAAGCAGGUCACGCGCACCUGUCUCAACGAUGUCUUACUGGCAGCCUUAACUGGUGCCCUGAGACUGACCUUCCAGAGCCAAGGUGUCAGGCACCCUCCAGACCUCAAGGUGAAUGUGGCAGUGGACCUCAGGGGCAACACCCUGCCCUUCAACAUACCCAGAUUGGGCACCAAAGCAGCACUGGUGCCACUCUCACUCCCACUAAGCUGGGAUGGUGCCAUACCCAGGCUCUGGGAGGUCAGAGCCAGGGUCAGCCAAAUGAAG
Cherax quadricarinatus is the source of this 2409-nucleotide messenger RNA. Lineage: Eukaryota; Metazoa; Arthropoda; Malacostraca; Decapoda; Parastacidae. The record is from RefSeq and is a predicted model, not a curated record.